Molecule: messenger RNA, 1248 nt
Organism: Monosiga brevicollis MX1
Lineage: Eukaryota; Choanoflagellata; Craspedida; Salpingoecidae
Exons: 11
Coding region: 1-1248 (415 amino acids)
Source: RefSeq, a predicted model, not a curated record
AUGAGCCUGACCACGAAGAACCUGGAGCGGCUGCGCCAGCAGCUAGCGGAACAAGAUGCGGCGGCAGCUGAAGCGGCAGCCGUGGAUGACCAUGGCAAGCGCAGCAGUCAUGCCGCUGGUAGUACUAGCGCUCCUCCACCGCUCGAGGCCAAGCUGGCAGAGUGGAGCCAGGUGACCGUCGAAGCUCCCACCCCAACCAAGCGAACUGUGGACCUCUCUCGCUGGAUGAAGGCUCGCGAUGUCUUUCUUACCGUUUGGGCGCCUUUUGACAUUUGCUGGCAACACUACGAAAAAUUGGCCCGCUGGCAAAAUCCCAAACUGUCGUUUGUCGCCACUGUAGUCGUCGUUUUCUUUGCCUUUCUGCCACGCUUGGUGCCUUUGGUCCUGUGGCUCGUCCUGGUCCUGGUCUCAUACUACUGCUGGAUGCUCAACUCGCGGAGCCCCGGCGCGCUCCUAUCCAAAGCCUACUGUCGCGCGCUGGAUGCGUUUGCCAUCAUGCGCAAAAAGGUCAAGGAGGAAGACGUGGACGCUCAGCUCAAAGCCUUUCACUUUGUACUACUCAAGCUGCAGGAGACGGGCGAAGUGCUGAUUGAUCGCUUAUAUCGCGUCCAAUUAUUGCUGUCCUGGCGAAGCCCUGAGCAUUCUCGUCGCUUUUUGCUUGGGUGUCUGGCUUGGGCGAUAAUGGCCGCCUCGUUCACGGGCUGGUUGCUGCGCGUUUACGUUGCCUUGCUUCUUACAACCUGGGGCACGCCCUUUGGGCAGCGUCUCCUAUUGGCCACCUUCUUCCGUCUGCCCACCCGCGAGCAGCAGACUGCUGCUUCCAAGACCAGCUACCGCAUUGGGGAUCUUCAGCCGACGCUCAAGACGCUUGCCGAUGACUACCAGAGCAAGAAGAAGACAGAACAGGAGUGGCUGGUCGUUGAUGGCGACGAUUUGGAAGAGACGGGGCGAGAGUCACAGCCAGACGAGUCUGUCGAUGAUGCUUCGUCUACUGUCGAUCCUGCGGCGAACGACGUUGUGCCCGUUGCUGCCAAUUCAAGGUCCCGCGUCGUGCGUUGGGUGCAACGGCUGGCCGGCUUUCUCUCACCCUGCGCGACUUGCUGCAACAUGCCACCAGCCCCUGCGGCGCAACGAGAGACCGUACGGGUGUGUGCCAAUUGCUACGCCUCGCUGGCCGAGCAGGUGCAAAACAUGGUCCCCGAAGGUUCUGGUGAGGGUGCUGCGCUGUCAGCGGCAGCUGCGCCGUGA